UGUGGCAGAAACCGAAGCGUGAACGGCGGAUGAAACUUAUCGUUCGGCUGGCGACGACGACGAAUUUCACGUUCCCGGCGUUAACAAUCAAUCCCCCCCUUCCGCCUCUUCUCAUUUGUCGGCCGGAGAUUUCUACUUCUAGUGACUUUAUUCAUUCUCUAUAGGGUUUAACUCUGGUCUAAGAUCCCCCUUCAUUCCAACUUAGGGUUUCCAUUGUAUAUUGAUAAUUACUUCUAUCUAAGAUGUCGAAGAGAAAGUUUGGGUUCGAAGGAUUUGGCAUCAAUCGACAAACUACGUACAACUUCGAGCGUUCGCAGCCUCCCAAGAAGCUAUACGUCCCUCCUUCAUCGCGUUCUGGCGGUCAUGACCAUUACGAAGACACCGACCUAGACAACAUCGAUUAUGAUGAACGAGACGCCUCAAAUGAAGCCGAUGUUAAUGCUGCCGAUGGAGGAAGCGGGGGAAAUGACGAUGAGGUGGACCCUCUAGAUGCUUUUAUGGAGGGAAUUCAUGAGGAGAUGAAAGCGGCUCCCAAACCGAAGGAAGAGAAGAAGUUGGAGAAGUACAUGGAUGAUGACGAGGAUGAUCCUCUUGAGAGUUUCUUGAGGUCGAAGAAGGAUGUUGGGUUAACGCUAGCUUCUGAUGCUCUACAUGCUGGUUAUGAUUCAGACGAGGAAGUUUAUGCUGCUGCAAAGGCUAUAGAUGCUGGAAUGCUUGAGUAUGAUUCUGAUGACAAUCCAGUUGUUGUUGAUAGGAGAAAGAUUGAGCCUAUUGCAGCAUUGGAUCACAGUUCAAUAGACUACGAGCCCUUCAAUAAGGAUUUUUAUGAAGAAAAACCUUCAAUUUCAGGCAUGAGUGAGCAGGAGGUUGCUGAAUACAGAUUAAGUCAAGCUAUUCGAGUUUCUGGAUUUGAUGUUUCUAGACCAAUUAAGACAUUUGAAGACUGUGGAUUUUCUUCUGAGUUAAGGAAAGCUAUUUCAAAACAAGCUUAUGAAAGGCCUACCUCAAUUCAGUGCCAAGCUUUGCCUAUUGUUUUGUCUGGAAGAGAUAUCAUUGGCAUUGCAAAGACUGGUUCUGGAAAAACUGCAGCGUUUGUGCUCCCCAUGAUUGUUCAUAUAAUGGAUCAGCCAGAACUUCGAAAGGAGGAGGGUCCCAUUGGAGUGAUAUGUGCACCUACUAGAGAAUUAGCCCAUCAAAUAUACCUGGAAGCGAAGAAAUUUUCUAAAUCCCAUGGUAUACGUGUAUCUGCAGUUUAUGGUGGGAUGUCCAAGCUUGAUCAGUUUAAAGAACUUAAGGCAGGAUGUGAGAUAGUUGUUGCUACCCCUGGAAGGUUAAUAGAUUUGAUGAAGAUGAAAGCCCUUACAAUGUUUAGAGCGACUUACCUGGUUCUGGACGAGGCCGACAGGAUGUUUGACCUUGGGUUUGAGCCACAAAUUAGGUCCAUUGUGGGCCAGAUUAGACCAGAUAGGCAAACAUUACUUUUUUCUGCAACAAUGCCUCGCAAAGUUGAAAAGCUUGCGAGAGAAAUUCUAUCUGAUCCAAUAAGAGUUACAGUAGGAGAGGUGGGAAUGGCUAAUGAGGACAUUACUCAAGUUGUUCAAGUAAUUCCUUCCGAUGCUGAGAAGCUGCCUUGGCUUCUUGAUAGACUACCUGGACUUAUUGACAAUGGUGAUGUUCUAGUUUUUGCUUCAAAGAAAGCCUCAGUGGAUGAAAUUGAAUCACAAUUGUCCCAGAGGAGCUUUAAAGUUGCUGCUCUUCAUGGUGACAAAGACCAGGCUUCUAGAAUGGAUAUAUUGCAAAAAUAUAAAUCUGGACUCUAUCACGUAUUGAUUGCAACUGAUGUUGCUGCCCGUGGUCUUGACAUCAAGUCCAUUAAAUCAGUUGUGAACUUUGAUAUAGCUAAAGACAUGGAUAUGCAUGUCCAUCGAAUUGGAAGGACUGGUCGUGCUGGUGAUAAAGAUGGAACUGCCUAUACUCUUAUCACACAAAAAGAGGCAAGGUUUGCCGGCGAAUUGGUUAAUAGUCUAGUUGCUGCGGGACAGAAUGUUCCCACGGAAUUGAUGGAUCUUGCCAUGAAGGAUGGGAGAUUCAGAUCCAAACGCGAUGCAAGGAAAGGAGGUGGCGGUAAAAAGGCUAGAGGGAGGGGAGGUGGUGGUGGUGGUGGAGGUCGAGGUGUUAGGGGUGUGGAUUUCGGUUUAGGUAUUGGAUACAAUCAAGAACCUAGUGGUGGUGGUUCGUCAAGUAAUUACACUGCUGCUGCACCUGCACCAGGCCGAUCAGCUGCUGUCAAUUCACUAAGAACAGGAGUGAUGGCUCAGUUCCGAAACAGCUUUGUGGCGGCUUCUUCAGCAUCUAAUCCUCAAAAUCAAGGUUCGGCUAAUAACAAUAAUAGAAUGGCCUUGCCCGGUUUCGUCUCUGGUGGUACUAUUGGUGGGGGAAUACACGUUUCCAGGACAAAUACUUCACAGCCUCUUCCUCCUCCUCCUCCGGGUCCUCCACCUCAAAGUUCUGGGUAUAAAGGAGGAAGAGAGAGGCGAAGGGCCUCUGGGUGGGACAAGUAGGUUAAUAGAGAAAAAGAAGAGUAAUAUUAUAUGCUUGAUGUAUUGUUAUGUGAUUCCUCUUCAAAAUUUGAUAUUUUAUUUUGUACUAUUUUGUACUGGUGUCUCAAAGGCCAAGGGCCUCUAGACAACUGGAUGGAGUUCAGUGUCAUCUUUGGUCAUAGGUUGCUUGUUUUGUUCUCAUCUCCUCUAUUUAUUUCAGUUUUCUGUAAACCACAAUUGUGACUUCAUUGGCCAGCAUCAUUUCUGUC
This is a messenger RNA of Impatiens glandulifera, 2809 nucleotides long. Its product is annotated as DEAD-box ATP-dependent RNA helicase 24. The transcript is spliced from 5 exons. NCBI's taxonomy places the organism in Eukaryota, Viridiplantae, Streptophyta, Magnoliopsida, Ericales, Balsaminaceae. Bases 243 to 2561 code for a protein of 772 amino acids. The record is from RefSeq and is a predicted model, not a curated record. Gene Ontology annotation, molecular function: RNA helicase activity; RNA binding; ATP binding.